AUGGAAGCCAUGAAACGAAGUGUGUCGGAAAUGCUCGAGGGCAUCAAUCGAUACAAUCCUGAGAAUUUAGGGAAACUCGAGCAGUAUCUUGAUAUGCAGUUGAGAGAGAACGGAUACGAUCUGGAAGCAAACCUCACUAUCUUGAAGCUGUACCAAUUCAAUCCUGGAUACUAUCGAAGUGGUGUCACAUGCAAGAUUUUAAUGAAGGCUUUAACGAAUCUUCCCCAUCCCGACUUUGUACUCUGCAAGUGCCUCCUGGGCUCCGAGCAAAUGGAGGACAGUUCCAUUAAAAUCAUUCUUUAUCUUGGGGAUUUGUUGGAGAUGUGCUCUUUCCCGAAAGUUUGGCGGCUUUUGCGGGAGUCGCCUGCUAUCUAUGACAAAAUCACCGGGUUCGAGGACUCCGUUCGACGUUACAUUUCGCACAUCAUUGGAAUCACGUGUCAGCGUAUACCUAGAGCAAGCCUGAAAGCAAUGAUGGGAGAUGUUCCGGAUCCAUCUCUGAACGCAAUCAUCGCGCAGAACAAUUGGCGUGAAGAGAAUCCAGAUGAUCCGGAAGGAGCCGUGAUCGUCGGUAGCCAAGAAGAUAAAGUCAAGACGAAAAAUAUCACGGAAAAGAUCGAUUUUGACAUUCUUGCAUUCAUUUCGCGUCGUGAGAACGUUGUUCAUGUUCCUUGUUUGAUUGUGACGGCGCGUGAUGUGAUGGCGAUCCAGCGACCAGCUAUUUGGGUGUCUGGGUUGAUCAGUCGAUUUGAAGAGCAGCUGCCCUUCCGCAAUGGACCUCAGAGUUCGCACUCACGCCUAAACAUCGAGCAGAACAAACAAUGCUUGAUAGAGAUCUCAAAACACAAGUUUUCCGUUGUGAUCUCAGGACUUACUCGUAUCCUGCAACGGAUUACGGAGGUGGGCCGUCCGCACAACACGGAAUUCGACAAGAACUACUACGAAUCGCUCAUCACCCUCCUUGACACGCUGGUAAAGUGUCUGAAUUCUCAGCCUCGAGAUGCGAUGCGUCACGAGGACACGACUCAAGUGCGGCUGUUGCUUCGGGAAGUGUGUCAGUUUAUGGACCCUGCAGUGGGGAACUUUGAUCAGUACCACUACAACCAGAACCCCAUGGAAAUACAGCUCAAGUCUCUCGCGUCGCAAGUCAUCUUUUCCUUGUCGCAGCACAACUUCAACGCUGUGUUCAAUCGGGUUUGCGCGAGGUUGCAGGAAUUGAGUACGUCCAACGAAGAGAACCCCGACUUGAGCGACAUCGAGCUUAUUCAGCACAUUCACAUUGAUUUGGCGCGGUUGAUUCGAUUAUUCAGCGAAACUAUCACGAAGCUCAAAUCGUUGAAGAAAACGGCGCACAUUGCCCUGAUCACGUCUCUGGAGAAGGCAGUGUGGACGUGGCUGGACUGUUACCCGCAAGAAUUCGCCGAAAUCCAGCGGAAACCCAGCGAUGACCUGGCCCGGCUCUGUGACAUGCUCUUUGACCAGCUGGAAGUCUCUGCGGACUCGAACCGGCGCCGGCUGGCCAACUGGCCCUUGCAACUCAUUCUCCUGGCCCUGUGUCCACGAGUGCUGGAAGAGAUGUUGAAUGCCGAGGCUGGGGCCCCGUAUUCGCCGAAACAUCACAAGAAGAAAGUGCUGUUGGAUCAUAUUAGGAAGGCGUUGGUCAUUCAUCAUCACACUGUGUCGAAGGCCGCGACUGAAGCCGCUGUUGUGGCUUGUGUGCGGUUGUGCAAAGUCGCCACUUAUAUCAAUACUGUGGCGGAUUCUACGAAUAUUGUGUUCAGGUUGUUGCAGGGCAUCAACCAAGAUUUGAAAGCUAUUUUGUUCAACCCAUCAAAGCCGUUUUGUCGUGGGAAUCAGCAGCAUGACAUCGAAUUGAUGGUGGAUUGCUUUGUAUCCAUCUUCCGAAUCUCACGGGUGAAUGACGACGCUUUGAAGCAUUGUUUGUUGCCAACCUCGCCGCCGUCAUUCCAUUUUGUUUUGGUGCUCUCACUUUAUAAAAUUAUAACCCAGGAACCAUUACGCUGGUGGCCGGACAUAUCAAUGAUGUAUUUUAAAUCUGUGGAAUUGCGAGGGAUGCUUAUCGACACUCUAAACAAAGUCAUUCAAGGAUACGUUUCACAUGCUCCGCUCAAGAUGCAGGGCUUUCAGGGCUUUACGUUGAAAGAGAAGAUGACUCCGUUGAAAUUCAAGGAGAAGACGUUGGAGGAACCGAUGAAUUUUAGGAACCUGUUGUAUUGGCUGGUGAAGCUCAUCUGCGCCGAUCCGCUGCUUUUGCUUUAUAGCAAAGGAAAAGCGGGAAGUGAAGUGCAGAGCUCAACCCAUGAAUUGAUCAAUGGACUGGUUUCCCUGGUGCACCAGCAGCAAGGCAUGACUGAGUUGAUGCACCAGGGCAUGGAAGCCUCCCACAUGAUGUUCUCCAUUUCACAGAAGCUGAUCCAGCAUCAGAUUGCCAACUAUUGUGAAAUUUUGAAAUGGCUGCGAGAGAUUAUGUUUUGUCGGAACAAGUUCUUGUCCAAACACAGAGAUUAUGCGAAUCUUGGGUCCGCGAUCCCGAUUUGCAAACAGAGCCACAUCAAACUCGAAGUUGUGUUCUUGAUGUACUUGUGGAGUGUGGACAUUGAUGCCGUGUUGGUGGCGAUGUCCUGUUUCAACCUCCUGUGUGAAGAAGCAGACAUUCGUUGCGCCACCGACGAAAUCAGUUUAUCGUCAUUGUUACCAAAUUAUCAUGUUUACCAAGAAUUGGCUGCUGCUUCGACUGUGCUGACAACUGGGAGGGCCGCCUUGCAGAAAAGAAUUAUGGCGUUGUUGCGGAAAAUUGAAACGUGCUCGCCGGGAUGCUACCAGGCAUGGGACGAAACGUAUUUGUCGUGGGAUCCCGCGAUGCGUCAUUUGGCGGCAUACCCGAAGCCGGCGGGAAAGGGAACGUUGGGCGGCGACGAUGCGACCAACUUGUGCAUUUCGGACGUGAGUCUCACGACGCUGGGCUUCCCGCAAAGAAUGGCGGCCGGAUCCAAGCGGAGGGCGUCGCAGCAAAACUCGGAACACGACUUGGAGGACCAGAUCAACGAGUGGGCCAACAUGACGGGGUUCCUCUGUGCCCUCGGCGGCAUUUGCUUGCAGAGACAGAGACCUGGAGUAGGGAACACGUUGCCAGCCUUUUCUUCGAGUCUGGACUCCAGGGCAGGUCCGGGACUGCUUGUCAAUGGCGGCGGGGCGCCUCACGGAAGUGCGAUGAGUUUGAGUGUGUCUGCCAGUGUGUCAACUUCAACGACGAGUUUGUGUUCCGUAGGCACCACACCUACCAUGCCGGCUGCAAGAAUGGCAUCGAAUGCUUUCCAGUGUUACCGGUACCAGGACUCACAGUAUUGCGCAGUGACUCAGUUCGUCGGUCAGCUCUUGCGUCUCCUCGUCUGCAACAACGAGAAAUUCGGCAACAACAUUCAGAAGCACGUGAAGGAGCUGGUGGGCCACGAAAUGGCGCCGGCGCUGUACCCGAUCCUAUUUGAGCAAAUCAAAGCCGUCGUGGAAAAGUUCUUCGACGCCCAGGGCCAAGUCGUCGUGCUGGAAAUGAACACCCAGUUCAUCGAGCACAUCAUCUUCAUCAUGAAGAACGUGCUGGAGAACAAGACUGAGCAUCCCGCGGAACACCUGGGCGUGACGCCGAUUGACGGGAUGAUGUUGGCGAUCGUGCGCUACGUGCGACAUCUAGACUCGACCGUGCACGCGUUGCACAUCAAGACCAAGCUCUGUCAGCUCGUGGAAACGAUGAUGCAGCGCCACGAUGAUUUGACUUUCCGGCAUGAGAUGAAGUUCCGGAACAAGAUGGUGGAGUACUUGACGGACUGGGUCAUGGGUAACUCGCACCAGAUUGCUGCCCCUGGCGGGCAGGGAGACGUCACGUCCAUUACCCGUGACCUAGACCAGGCGUGUAUGGAAGCUGUUGCAGCGUUGCUCCACGGGAUGCCGCUCCAGAGCGAGGAAUGCGAUCGCGGAGAUUUGAUGGAAGCCAAGUCCCAGCUCUUCCUCAAGUACUUCACGCUGUUUAUGAACCUGUUGAAUGACUGCAGCGAGGGCGGCGUGGGUGCAGCGGGGGCGUCUGCAGGCGUCGCUGCUCAACUGGGAGUCGCCAGCGUGGUGAUAGAGAAUCCGCAACGAGGCCCGACAGUGGCGCCCACUGCCUGCGGCGCCGCUGCGGUUGGUGCUGGUCCCGGCGGGGAUGUCGCUGUGGGCACUGCCGUGAUGCCCGGAGCCUUGCCCCUGGGCCAUGCGACCCAAACUGUCCCGAUGGUCGUGGGGAGGAUGAGUGGGCAGCGACAGUCGACGUUGCGGAACGCCACGAUUCAGGCCAUGUCGAACUUGCUGUCGGCGAAUAUUGAUUCGGGGCUCAUGCAUUCCAUCGGGCUCGGCUACCACAGGGACUUGCAAACUCGUGCGGCCUUCAUCGAGGUCUUGACCAAGAUUCUGCAACAAGGAACCGAGUUCGACACGCUUGCAGAAACUGUUUUGGCAGAUCGGUUUGAGCAGCUCGUGGGGCUCGUCACAAUGACCGGCGACAAGGGCGAAUUGUCGUUGGCAGUGGCCCUGGCGUCCGUCGUUCCGACGUCGCAGCUGGACGAGUUGGCCCGGGUCUUGGUCACCCUGUUUGACAACCGGCGGCUUUUGUCCUCGCUCAUGUUCAACAUGUUCUACAGGUUACCUUCCGCGGAAGUUGAAUUCUCCGACUGCAUGCAGACGUUGUUCCGUGGAAACUCGCUGGGCUCCAAGAUCAUGGCGUUCUGCUUCAAGAUUUACGGCGCAGCCUACCUGUUCAAUUUGCUGAAGCCCCUGAUUCGGCCCCUGAUUGACAUGCCGAAUGUGAGCUAUGAAAUCGAUCCGGCGCGUUUGGGACCCAACGAGAGCCUGGAAACCAAUUACGAGAACUUGCUGACGCUCACGCAAAAGGUGUUUGAUGCGAUCACGUCAACUGCGGAACAAUUCCCGCCACAGUUGAGGUCCAUGUGCUAUUGUUUGUAUCAGGUGCUGAGCAAGAGAUUCCCGAACUCGCCGCAGAACAAUAUUGGAGCAGUUGGAACGGUGGUGUUCCUGAGGUUCAUCAACCCAGCCAUUGUUUCACCUUACGAGACUGGACUGAUUGAAACACAGGCGCCGUCGUCGGUCAAGAGAGGGUUGAUGCUGAUGAGCAAAAUUUUGCAGAAUAUCGCGAACCACGUUGAAUUCUCAAAGGAACAGCAUAUGCUGACGUUCAAUGGUUUCCUGGCUGCGAAUUUCGAAACUUGUCGCAGAUUCUUCGUCCAGAUUUCCAUGGAUGUUUCAAACGACGACCAAGCAGCGCACAACAUCUCGUUCAUCUCCGACGCCAACGUGCUCGCAUUGCACCGUUUACUAUGGACUCAUCAGGAGAAAAUUUCUGCAUCGGGUCUCGACUGA
Notodromas monacha is the source of this 5427-nucleotide messenger RNA. Lineage: Eukaryota; Metazoa; Arthropoda; Ostracoda; Podocopida; Cyprididae. The record is from the annotation of a GenBank genome assembly.